This is a messenger RNA of Epinephelus moara (kelp grouper), 5212 nucleotides long. Its product is annotated as neurobeachin-like. Gene Ontology annotation, molecular function: protein kinase binding. The record is from RefSeq and is a predicted model, not a curated record. Gene Ontology annotation, cellular component: cytosol; membrane. Lineage: Eukaryota; Metazoa; Chordata; Actinopteri; Perciformes; Serranidae. The transcript is spliced from 24 exons. Bases 67 to 3204 code for a protein of 1045 amino acids. Gene Ontology annotation, biological process: intracellular protein localization.
UACAUUGUUAUCUCUAACUGCCACGUAAUUGAUGAAAUAACCACUGAUUAUACAAACAGAUACUCUAUGUUGAAUACCUAUGUAAUAACCUUCAUGGUUAAUAUCUUAAUUCUGUUCAUCUGUUUUGUCUCUACAGGUCUAGUUUGUAUGAAGUCAAGCACCUCAGUUGUGGAGCUCGUCAUGCUGCUUUGUUCUCAGGAAUGGCAGAACUCCAUUCAGAAGAAUGCUGGCCUGGCCUUUAUUGAGCUAAUCAACGAAGGAAGGUUACUCUGCCACGCCAUGAAGGACCACAUAGUUCGAGUUGCAAAUGAGGCCGAGUUCAUCCUGAACAGACAGCGAGCAGAGGACGUCCACAAACACGCAGAGUUUGAGUCCAACUGUGCCCAGUAUGCCGCUGACAGAAAGGAAGAAGAAAAGAUGUGUGACCACCUGAUCAGCGCUGCUAAACACAGGGACCAUGUGACAGCCAACCAGUUAAAGCAGAAAAUAGUCAACAUCCUCACCAACAAGCAUGGUGCCUGGGGGACACUGGCCCAGAGUCAGCUGCACGACUUCUGGCGGCUCGACUACUGGGAAGAUGACCUGCGGCGGAGGCGGAGAUUUGUCAGGAACCCAUUUGGCUCCACCCACUUAGAUGUUACGUGCAAGUCCCUGCAGGAGUAUGGCACAGAGGAGGACGAGGUGGUCAAGUCUAAGAAAGUCUUCCGCAGCCAAACUGUGGCCAGCCAGAACCCUGAGACAGAGCUGAUGCUGGAGGGAGAUGAAGAUGCCGUCAGCCUGCUGCAGGAGAAGGAGAUGGACAACCUGGGUGGCCCAGUGGUCCUGAGCAGCCCGGCCCAGCUUGUUGCCCCCGUCCUGGUGGCCCGGGGGACUCUGUCCAUCACCACCACCGAAAUCUACUUCGAGGUGGACGAGGACGACCCUGCCUUCAAAAGGGUCAACUCAAAGGUCUUAGCAUACACUGAGGGUUUACAUGGGAAGUGGAUGUUCAGCGAGAUUCGGGCAGUAUUUUCUAGACGCUACCUCCUGCAGAACACAGCCAUGGAGGUCUUUAUGGCCAAUAGAACAUCAGUCAUGUUCAACUUUCCUGAUCAAGCCACAGUGAAGAAAGUGGUCUACAGUCUUCCUCGAGUGGGAGUGGGCACCAGCUAUGGGCUUCCACAAGCCAGGCGCAUCUCCCUGGCCACCCCUCGGCAGCUUUUCAAAUCCUCCAACAUGACCCAGCGCUGGCAGAGGAGAGAGAUCUCCAACUUUGAGUACCUCAUGUUUCUCAACACUAUCGCAGGGAGGACAUACAAUGACCUGAACCAGUACCCAGUCUUUCCCUGGGUCCUCACCAACUACGACUCAGAGGAGCUGGACCUGACCUUGCCAGGGAACUUCAGGGAUCUCUCAAAGCCUGUUGGUGCUCUGAAUCCAAAGCGCGCAGCAUUCUACGCUGAACGCUAUGAGACUUGGGAAGAUGACCAGACGCCACCAUGUCAUUACAACUCCCACUACUCCACAGCUGCCUCCACUCUGCACUGGCUUGUCAGAAUAGAGCCCUUCACCACAUUCCUUCUUAGUGCCAAUAACAACAAAUUCGACCACCCUGACCGCACCUUUUCAGCCAUUGCCCGCUCCUGGAGAAACUGUCAGAGGGACACCUCUGAUGUAAAGGAGCUGAUUCCUGAGUUCUACUACCUCCCAGAGAUGUUUGUCAACAGCAACGAUUACCAUCUGGGAAUGAGGGAGGACAGGACCAUGGUUUGUGAUGUGGACUUGCCAGCCUGGGCCAAGAAGCCUGAAGACCUUGUUAGGAUCAACAGGAUGGCCCUGGAAAGCGAGUUUGUGUCAUGUCAGCUGCAUCAGUGGAUUGACCUUAUUUUCGGCUACAAGCAGCGAGGCCCCGAGGCGGUGCGUGCCCUCAACGUCUUUCACUACCUGACUUACGAGGGCUCCGUCAAGCUGGACAGUAUCACUGACCCUUCGCUCAGAGAGGCCACAGAGGCACAGAUCCAGAGCUUUGGACAGACGCCAUCUCAGUUGCUUAUUGAGCCACAUCCUCCACGCAGCUCCGCCAUGCACCUGUGUUUCCUUCCACAGAGUCCUCUCAUGUUCAAGGAUCAGAUGCAGCAGGAUGUCAUCAUGGUGUUGAAGUUUCCAUCCAAUUCACCAGUAACACAUGUGGCCGCCAACACCCUGCCCCAUCUUACCAUACCUGCUGUGGUCACCGUCACCUGCAGCCGCGUAUUUGCCGUCAACCGAUGGCACAACACUGUUGGUCUCCGAGGAGCACCAGGCUACUCUCUUGAGCAGGCCCAUCACCUGCCUAUUGAGAUGGAUUCUCUGGUUGCCAACAAUACUGGUAGCAACAAGCGUCAGAUCACAGACCUAGUGGACCAGAGCAUCCAAAUCACCACGCACUGUUUCGUGGUGACAGCUGACAACCGCUACAUACUGGUGUGUGGCUUCUGGGACAAGAGCUUUCGUGUGUACUCCUCCGAGACAGGCAAGCUGACCCAGAUAGUUUUUGGCCACUGGGAUGUGGUGACAUGUCUGGCCAGAUCAGAGUCUUACAUUGGAGGGGACUGCUACAUCGUCUCUGGGUCCAGGGAUGCUACACUUCUGCUGUGGUAUUGGAGUGGACGACACCAUAUUAUCGGCGACAACCCCAAUAACAGUGACUACCCAGCACCACGAGCCGUUUUGACGGGUCAUGAUCAGGAAGUUGUGUGUGUGUCAGUCUGUGCUGAGCUGGGACUGGUCAUCAGCGGAGCCAAAGAGGGUCCAUGUCUGGUCCACACCAUCACAGGCGACCUGCUGCGGGCUCUGGAGGGGCCAGACCACUAUCAGUGCCCACGGCUCAUCUCAGUGUCCAGUGAGGGCCACUGCAUUAUCUACUACGAGAGGGGCCGCUUCUGCAACUUCAGCAUUAAUGGAAAACUGCUGGCACAGAUGGAGGUCAAUGAUUCCAGCAGGGCCAUUCUCCUGAGCAGUGAUGGCCACAACCUGGUCACAGGUGGAGAUAAUGGUGUGGUGGAGGUGUGGCAGGCCUGCGACUUCAAACAGCUCUACGUCUACCCUGGCUGUGAUGCUGGCAUCCGAGCAAUGGACCUGUCACACGAUCAAAGGACUUUGAUCACGGGCAUGGCCUCUGGCAGUAUUGUGGCAUUUAACAUCGAUUUCAACCGGUGGCACUACGAACAUCAAAACAGGUACUGAGGAGAGACAGAUCAACGUAGCAGGAGGCAAGUGUGCAGGGUUAAGAGAAACACCUACCAACCAGUGACCCAGCUGUGCUGUAGAAGAUCCACAGGGCAUGGAGUAGAUCCAGUGGGCUGGAGAACAUCAGCAUGGUGACACUAAUAAAGAAUGAGGUGUGCUUACAUGUGUUCAUCUGGACUCUAAGGCAAACGUGUUGCUAUGUGUGCGCUGCUGAACAAUGAAUGCAUUUUCUGUCGGUUUUUUUAAGUCUUACCCAAGCACCAGCUGAUGCAUUCCCCGACUGAGUCAAGCAGGUCUGUUGUUCUGGGCAAGGACAGACUGAGAUCAACUUAAGUUAAAACAAUUCUACAGUUAAUAAAACAUACUUAAUGUUAGCUUUUGAGUUCCUGUUUCAAACUGUGAAAAUGCAAAACAAAACUGAAUCCUCUGUUAGGAACAUUUAUACAACAUUUGUAUGGCAGAUACAUAUCUCACUUGGAACACUUUUCUAGAAAAAGUUAAGCUGUACUGUAAAUAUGGACAAUGUAAAGUGUUUCUUCCCUGUAAAGGCUGAGAUUAAAGAUCUAAAUGCUGUUAGACUAGCCACCAUGUUACCAACAUUUCCAUCAUGCAAGCCAUGUAUAAAUGUUCAAAAUGUCUUCACUGGACUUCAGAUAUUAGUUGGUUAGUAAUACAUGUAUACGACCAUUGUUUGCUCAUUGUUAUUGACAGUGGUCAAAUGUAUGUGUAUGUGAAAAGACAAAAUGUUCAUUGUUAAUUUGUUGUGUUUAAUUGUCUAUAUGGAAGAAAAGUGAAAUUCAGUGUGAGCUUAGUCCUUCGUGAAAAUAUUUGUUUUUGAUCAUGAUGUCAGCAGAAAGGAUAAUAAAUUGUGAUAUUUCCAUAUUUACUUUAAAUUGACAACUAUUUUGUUUAUUAAAAGCAAUGAAUUUAAAUUAUUUAUUGUAAGAUCUUAAAAUCAAGUGGGGCAUUUGAAACAACGGUUAUCGAUUUUAUUUGUUUUUAUGGUUUUGACUUCUUUCAUCAACAUAUCCAAAGGAUUAGAUGUCAGAUUUGUUGGGUAGUAUCUCAUGACUGUUAAGGUGUUCCUGGUAAAGGCGUAAGACAUAACAGACUUGUGCAUCUCAGUUUUUCAGUUUGCAUACCCUUGCAAAUAUGUUUGCUUGUCCAUUUUAAAUCUGUGUAUUCAUGAACACCAGUCCAAGCUGCAACACUAUCCAUUGGUAAGCAAUAUUAUGACUUGGUCGCUGAAAAGGUCUAACACAGCUGUGUGACAAAAAAUAAUAUAAUGUCAACCAAGAUAGCGCUCCAAAAAUGACUGUAGUCUAUUUUUGGUGAUAUGAGAGCUAUAGUGCCCGCAUUUAAUUGCAGAAAAUGAGAUGUCUGUUGCUGUGAGCUGACAAUUUAAAAUGAACAAAAAUAUGCAAAUAGAUUGAGGUUGCAUUCUGAUUUUCUGGUGGUGCUACAAGACACCACCCUACCCAAAGCUAAUGUUUUGCAUGCUAAGAGCUACUGAGGGCAUUAGGUUUACUUUGCUUUCCUGUGAAAUCACUUUCAUUAUUGUGAAUUUAAAUUUGACACAAAAAAUCAUUUUGUUAAUAUGUCGGAAUUAAGCAGUGCAUUUUGAUUUCAUGCAGUAUAUUUGAAGAUAUGUUAUGAUUUAUAUAUUUUAGUUAUAUCGGCAGUUGUUUCUGCAUACGUUUUGGGAAGAGGCAGGAUAUGUUUGGAAGGUUAUGUGAUUAUAUUAAAAUUAAUAACUGUAAAUUCAGCUGCUUUCAUUAUUUUUGUUGUUUUUAAUAAAACCGAAUAAAAAUACCAGUGUCACAAGAGUAUUUCUUUUUGAGUUUUUACUUCUGUAUGUGAGUAGAUUGCCUUCAGUUCAAUUAUGCGUGCAUUAAUGCAAUCUCACAAUAAAGUCUCUACAACAAUUGCUCAGUAAAUGCAUGCAAUAAAGGCACAACUGAAGGUGGAAUUUUAUUUAAAACGUAAGCUUGAGGUGUUUGAUUAU